This is a messenger RNA of Trichosurus vulpecula (common brushtail), 2987 nucleotides long. Its product is annotated as solute carrier organic anion transporter family member 1C1-like. The record is from RefSeq and is a predicted model, not a curated record. Gene Ontology annotation, biological process: bile acid and bile salt transport; sodium-independent organic anion transport; transmembrane transport. NCBI's taxonomy places the organism in Eukaryota, Metazoa, Chordata, Mammalia, Diprotodontia, Phalangeridae. The coding region runs from base 21 to 2153 and encodes 710 amino acids. Gene Ontology annotation, molecular function: protein binding; bile acid transmembrane transporter activity. The transcript has 14 exons. Gene Ontology annotation, cellular component: membrane.
AGUGGAGGAUCAUUUUUGUAAUGGAAAAUUCACCCAAAGAAAACGCCCAGCUAUUCUUCUCAAAAUCUGAAAGACCUACGGACAGGACUCCUUUUAAAUCACAGUCAUCUAUUUCAGAAAGAAAACAACCUUGUUGUGGAGAAUUAAAGCUGUUUCUCUGUGCAUUGUCUUUUGUUUAUUUUGCCAAAGCCUUGUCAGAAGGCUAUCUGAAGAGCACAAUCACUCAGAUAGAAAGACGAUUUGAAAUCCCUAGUUCUCUGGUUGGAGUUAUUGAUGGCAGCUUUGAAAUUGGGAAUCUUUUAGUUAUAACCUUUGUUAGCUACUUUGGAGCUAAACUUCAUAGGCCGAAGAUAAUUGGAACAGGAUGCCUAAUUAUGGGAGUUGGAACAUUGCUUAUUGCAAUGCCUCACUUCUUCAUGGGACAUUAUAGGUAUGACAAAUUUUCUCCUUCCAACUCUACCAUCACCAUCUCUCCAUGCCUACAGAAACUCAACAAAAAAAUAUCGCUUUCAGUUACGGAAAGAUCCCAAUCAAAAGUAAAUACAGGAUGUGAAACAGAAACUCGAACUUCCAUGUGGGUUUAUGUUUUUCUGGGAAACCUCCUCCGUGGAAUAGGAGAAACUCCCAUUCAGCCUCUGGGGAUUACGUACAUUGAUGACCAUGCCAGUGAGGACAAUGCUGCAUUUUAUAUUGGGUGUGUGCAGACAGUUGCAAUUAUUGGACCAAUAUUUGGAUUUCUUUUGGGUUCACUGUGUGCCAAACUAUAUGUUGACAUUGGCUUUGUAAACCUAGGUGACCUAGCCAUUACUCCAAAGGACACACAAUGGGUAGGUGCCUGGUGGCUAGGUUAUUUAAUAGCAGGUGCCCUAAGUCUUAUUGCAGCUGUGCCUUUCUGGUUCUUGCCAAAGAGUCUCAUGAAACCUGAAGGCAGGAAAGAUUCCAUUUCCUCUUCUGAAAAAUCAAAGUUUAUUGUUGAAAAUCCUAAGGAAUAUCACACACACUAUCAAGAAAAAGUGUCAAUGCUUGAAAUGGCAAGAGAUUUUCUGCCUUCUCUGAAGAGGCUUUUUGGAAAUCCAGUGUAUUUUUUAUACUUGUGUGCAAGCACCGUUCAGUUUAAUUCUUUAUUUGGAAUGGUCACAUAUAAACCCAAGUAUAUCGAACAACAGUAUGGACAAUCAUCUUCGAAGACAAAUUUUGUUAUAGGACUUAUCAAUAUUCCCGCAGUAGCCUUUGGAAUAUUCUCUGGGGGCCUAGUUAUGAAAAAAUUCAGGAUCAGUGUGGUUGGAGCUUCAAAACUCUAUCUGGGAUCUUCAUUCUUUGGCUACCUUCUAAUGCUUUCCCUGUUUGCAAUGGGCUGUGAUAAUUCUGAUGUGGCUGGCCUAACUAUCUCCUAUCAAGGAACCAGACAAGUUUCUUAUUAUGAACGAGCUCUCUUUUCAAAUUGCAAUUCGGGAUGCACAUGUUCAAAGACAGAAUGGGAUCCUAUAUGUGGAGAAAAUGGAAUCACCUAUGUAUCUGCUUGUCUUGCUGGUUGCCAAACUUCCACUGGAAGUGGGAAAAACACUAUAUUUUACAAUUGCACCUGUGUGGGAGUCACAGAGUCUAAAUCAGGAAAUUCCUCAGGAAUGGUGGGCAGAUGUCAAAAAGGAAAUGAAUGUUCAAAAAUGUUCCUAUAUUUCCUGAUAAUAUCAGUCAUCACUUCCUAUACUUUAUCUGUAGGAGGCACACCUGGGUAUAUAUUGCUUCUGAGGUCAAUAAAGCCACAUUUUAAGUCUUUUGCCCUAGGAAUCUACACUUUAGCAAUAAGAGUUUUUGCAGGAAUCCCAGCUCCAAUAUACUUUGGAGUACUGAUAGACACAACAUGUCUUAAAUGGGGAAUUAAAAAGUGUGGAUACCGAGGAGCCUGCAGAUUAUAUGACUCUUAUGCGUUUAGAUACAUAUAUCUGGGCUUAACCGUGCUACUUGGCACCGUGUCUAUUUUCCUGAGUAUUACAAUGCUUUUUGUUUUAAAGAGGAGAUAUGUUUCUAAAAAUGGAAAUCUCACAAACAAUAAAGAAGAUACAAUGGAAUCUACAAGUAGCAAGAAAGAUCAUACUAACAGUGAACAAAUUUUUGAGACUCUCUACUGGCCGGGCAAGGAAACACAGCUUUAGAAAGAAGUGAAUUCCUUGAAGGGAAGGACUAUCACAUUUUUGGAUCUUUAUCUCCAAAGAUUAACACAAGGUCUGGCAUAGGUAUGUAAUAAAUGCCUGAUGACUGAAUAAUGGCAAUUUGGGGAUCAUACUUUUCAGCAUUCAAGGAAUUCCACAGAAACAUCUACUUUGGCUGAUUCAUUAUAUGUGUAACUCUCUUCAUGUCCAAAUAUUUUCUCUUUGUAUAAUUAUAAAUGUAAAUAUUGAUUUAGAACUUUUCUGUGGUGUGAAAUAUAAUAACAUUAAUCUUUAGUAACUUCAUAUGAAAAGUUAAAAAGAAAACCCUUUUUAAAACUUUAUUACAUCAGUUCUUACCUUGAGUCAUUCAUGCUUGCUGAGUUUGGUCUUGCACCUAACAGAAAGUAGAUUAAUUUUGAAAAGAACCUUUAUUCUUAUGUAAUAUUGUCUAAUUUUAAUUUGUCAAGUGCUUCCUUAAACUUUGCCUUGCAGCUAACCCUAAAUAAAUAUUUUUGAAAUUGAAUUGAAAUUCAAUAAAGGUUUCACUUUUUAAAAUUAAAAUACACUUUUGGGAUAACAGAUAGAAAGCUUAUUGCUAGUUUAUCUUCCCUUGGAUAUCAUUUCAGUGGCUACUUCAACAAACUUAAUUUUGAAUUUUAUUCCCCAUGAAAACUUUUUAAAAAGUGCUUAUUAUGUCAAUGUCUAGAUGUGAAAUUUUAUUAUACAGUAGCAUGUGGUCAACAUACUCUUGCCUUUUUCAUGAAUCAUUUAAAUACUUUAUUCAUUGUAUUAAAUAUAUCAACAGAAAGUUGUGAAAUAAAGUUAACAGAAUGUUGU